CUAUAUUUAACUCGCUGAUCAGCGUUUUGGGCAGCUUGUCAACCUCAUGACUUUUGAGGAGGGGCACGCAAAGGCUACCCUGGGCUUAAGGAGGGAGAACAGCCCGGGGGUGGGGUGGGGGGUCGCUCUGCCAUUUGCCUUCCACCGCUGAAUUCUUCCUUUUCCCUCUAGAAACAACGUGCCACCAUGCCGGCCGUUCCAAACCGGGCCAGGGCCCGGGAGAGGAACAAUGUCUUGAACCGAGCUGAGUUUCUCUCCCUCAACCAGCCCUUGAAAAGUGCCCAGGAAUCUCGGAGUUUCAGGAGGGCGAACAGCCAAGGGGGCCCUGCCCCGGUCCAGAGCGAGGGGGCCAAGGAGCCGCGCCAGCCUCAGCAGCUGCCCGAAGAAGACUGUAUGCAGCUGAACCCCACUUUCAAAGGCAUCGCCUACAACUCCUUGCUGGCCAUUGACAUCUCCCUCUCCAAACGGCUCGGGGUGUGUGCCAGCAAUGCCGCGGCGUGGGGCAAUGCCCGCUCCAUGAUCAACCUCAUUGGCAUCACCGGGCAUGGCAUUCCCUGGAUCGGGGGCACGCUCAUCUGCUUGGUCAAAAGCAGCACCCUAGCUGGCCAAGAAGUCCUCCUGAACUUGCUUUUGGCCCUGCUCUUAGACAUUAUCAUUGUAGCUGGCUUACAGAAAGUGGCAAAACGGAAAAGUCCUUAUGAUGUCAGUCCAGGUGUUUUGGACUACCUGACCAUGGAUGUCUAUGCCUUUCCUGCGGGUCACGCUAGCCGAGCUGCUAUGGUUUCCAAGUUCUUCCUCAACCACCUGGUUCUGGCAGUCCCGCUUCGAAUCCUACUGGUCCUUUGGGCCUUCUUAGUAGGACUCUCCCGAAUCAUGGUGGGACGCCACCACGUCACCGACGUCCUUUCUGGCUUUGCCUUUGGUUACAUCCAGUUCCGGUUGGUGGAAAUUCUGUGGAUGUCUUCUAACACGUGUCAGAUGCUGAUUUCUAUGUGGUGAGGAGGAGUGACGCCCUCAGCUUUCUUUCAUUUUCUGUUUUAAGACACAGACAAGGCGAGAGACUUCUCAGAAAGGGAGGUGUUUGGCAAAGGAACCAUGGAGUAUCUUCUUCCAAGAAGCUGAACCUCAUGAGGCUGAAGAGACAGUUGGGUCUAAUUGGGAAUAUCUUCUGGGAAACAUUGAGACUGGCUGAUGUAUUUGGCUGUUUUUUCCAUGGCUCCCAACCAGAAAGCAAAUUCAAUGAACAAGGACAACAUUGCAUUCUCCUGCUAACUGGCUGUUGAGACAAUGCACUCUGAAAUCUCACAGCUCUUGCCUUUUAAUAUGGAGACGGUUGUAGCAUGUCUGGUCAUGGAGGUUGAGGAAUAUAGGAUGAGAUUCCUUCCUCAAGUUGAGGUGUCUGCCAGUUGUGUGGAGACUAUCAUUCUUGGAAACCCCACUUCUAUGCCUACUUUCCCCAACCUGGGCAUCAUCCAGAUGUGUGAACUUCAGUUUCCAGAAUUCCCUAGUCAGUAUGGUCACUGCUAAGAAUUGUGGGAGGGGAAGGGCAUCCUCAACAUGUAUGGACUUCAGCUCCCAGAAUUCCUCACCAGCAUCUGGUCCUCAUUGAGAAUUCUGGGAGCUCAAGGGCACCGUCCAGAAAGGUGGAUUUCAACUCCCAGGUUGGGAAUUCUAGAAGCUGAAGUUCAUGCAUUUGGAGGGUGCCCCAUGGGGAAAGACUCACACCAUGCCUUAUAAAUUCCUGAUAAUAACACAAGAGUGUUGUGGCAUCUCUUACACAUUUUUCCUUAUUUUAGUGCUCAUUUCUUAACCCAGCAAAAUUCUGCUUGGCAGAUGGGAAGGAAGCAGUGAGAGAGUCAGUGGGUAGGGUGGUGGACUAGGGUGGAAAAAGUACUCCAGUUCAAAUCAUCAUUAGCUGCAAAAUUCACAAGUCAGUAGCCAAGUUCACACACAGGAUGCCCCGAUGUAAACCUUCAUUUACAAAAUAGUGGCUGAAUUCACAUAUCGUGCAGAACAAUAAUCAAACAAUGAAUCUAUGGCUUAGAGAGAUGUAUAAGGGCAGGAAAAAGUUGAGCUCCAACAUUAUGCUUAAGUGGGGUUUGUUGUACCAUCAGUGGUCAAGUUCACAAAAGAUGCUAAGCCAUAAACUAGGAACAACAAUGGCUGAAUUUGUCAAACCAAGCCAACCGCUUGUGGGGCGUGAAGGGUGAAUCCAGACAUUGUAAACCCUACUUUAUAACCAAAUGAUGUGUCAAACAAGUAAACUGUGGUUUAUGUGCUAAUCAUGCUUAAAGAAACCCUGACUUAGGAUUCAUUUAAGCAACCCUGUUGCAUUUUUAAAUCAUGGUUCAUGCAGGGUGGCGUUUAUGCAAACGAGGCCCCUAUGGCUUGCUUAUUCAAACUGUGGUUAGGUGAACCAUAGCUUAAUGUUAUAGGUGAAGUCAACCAAUAUCACCAACUUCACAGAGGCAUUGUGAGGCUAAAAUGGGGGUGAAUGAAGCAUUGUCAACUUCUUUUGAGGGAGAGCCAGGUAGAAUAAUGAAAUAACAAGUUAGGGUUAAAUAUGGCUGUUUCCCCUGUCCAUUACAUUGGGUGAUCUAGAAGGCAUCAGGUGGAUGUUGUAGUGAUCUUUACAGUCUUUAUCAUUUGAUAAAGCUGGAUUUUAACUUGUAAUAAAGGGUCUGACAAGUUUG
This is a messenger RNA of Python bivittatus (Burmese python), 2693 nucleotides long. It is a transcript of the gene PLPP7, whose product is annotated as phospholipid phosphatase 7 (inactive). Gene Ontology annotation, cellular component: nuclear envelope. NCBI's taxonomy places the organism in Eukaryota, Metazoa, Chordata, Lepidosauria, Squamata, Pythonidae. The record is from RefSeq and is a predicted model, not a curated record. Gene Ontology annotation, molecular function: sphingosine-1-phosphate phosphatase activity.